This is a messenger RNA of Ostrinia furnacalis (Asian corn borer), 1168 nucleotides long. RefSeq names its product cuticular protein RR-1 motif 33 (gene CPR33). NCBI's taxonomy places the organism in Eukaryota, Metazoa, Arthropoda, Insecta, Lepidoptera, Crambidae. Gene Ontology annotation, cellular component: chitin-based extracellular matrix. The transcript has 4 exons. The coding region runs from base 425 to 889 and encodes 154 amino acids. The record is from RefSeq and is a predicted model, not a curated record. Gene Ontology annotation, molecular function: structural constituent of chitin-based larval cuticle.
CGGUUAUUGUGAAAUAUCUUUGGGUGAGGUGAGGCCAGUCUGGUGAUCUUAUUGUCCAGCAGUGGAAUUGUUGAAAUGAACAAACAAUCGAUCACUAUUGCACAAAAAUCGCUUCAGUCUUGAUGAUUGAGUUUAAAAUCUAGGAGAAACGCGUUUUUAAAGUUACUUGUUUAAAUACUCGCACCGAUUUGUAAACAUUGUGUGACUUUUGGAUAAUUUCCCGAUAUUACACUUUAUCCGCGGCGCAUAAGCUUGUUUUCGCGAGGUUUUGCGAGAUGCAUUGGCGGGAUGCACUCACGGGUCGCACGAAGUUCAUAGGUAAACAAGCCGGUAUAUAAACACCAUGCAGUGUCACUGAGCACACACCCGUACUGUUUGUGCCUGUGACUGCAUCCAGCAACCAGCCAUCUCAGCCCUUUGCAAAAUGAUGAUCUCACUGUUCCUCGUGGCCGCGUUUGCGUCGACGCUGGGUGCGCAGGCGCCGCAGCAACCGCCCGGCGACCAGAUCCCGAUCAUCCGCUUCGAAACCGACGGACCCAACGUGGAUGGAACUUAUAAAUGGCUAUACGAAACUGGGAACGUGAUCAAUGCGGAAGAGUCGGGGUACGUCAAAAACUUCGGCAAGGGCGAGGGGGAGGAGGUGCAGGUGGCUGAGGGGAAGUUCAGUUACAAGUCCCCGGAGGGCCAGCUCAUAGCCCUCACCUACAUCGCCGACGAAAACGGCUUCCAGCCACAGGGAGAACAUCUUCCCACACCACCGCCGAUUCCGCCGGCGAUUCAGAAGGCCCUCGAAUACUUGAAGUCUCUGCCGCCCACUGCCGCCGGAGCCUCCUCCAACGUCCAGCCCCAGUACCAACCUGCACCGUUUAAGAAUAAAGGACGGUUCUAAAAGCCCCUAGAAUCACGAAAUAUAUUUUGACUCAUAUACGACUCUACCAUUUAUUACUAAGAACAAAAUACUUGCAUACCAAAACGUUGGAGAUUGAUGUAAGAAGUUAUUUUCUGUAAAAUCCUUAAUUAAUAAAUCGUUAUUCGAUGUAGCUGCUACGAAAUCUGUAUACAUUUAGAGUAUUAUUAUUAGGCUAAGCUGAUUUUAGACUGAAAGAUUGUAAAAAGAUCUGGCUAAAUAUACCAUUACAAUAGUUAGAUAUAGCCGUUAAGAUUUAAU